Molecule: messenger RNA, 843 nt
Organism: Didymosphaeria variabile
Lineage: Eukaryota; Fungi; Ascomycota; Dothideomycetes; Pleosporales; Didymosphaeriaceae
Exons: 2
Coding region: 1-843 (280 amino acids)
Molecular function (GO): oxidoreductase activity
Source: RefSeq, a predicted model, not a curated record
AUGUCCUCUCACAAAACUUCUCACCUAAAGCAAAUUGCAUGCUUGCGCCGCAAGGCUAAUCUUACGCGCAAAGAGUUCUUCGAUCACCACUUCCAAAUACACGGUGCUAUAUCGGACAAGCCGAAUUCGCCUAACGAGAAACCUCACAAAUACAUCCAAGUGCACUUUUUCGACACCGCUUUCGGCGAACGACCUGGUGGCGUCCUAGGCACCAGCAACCACCCUUGGACUGGCCGCGAUGACAUGACAGAACUAUACUUCCGAAAUUGGGACCACAUAAAGGCUUGUUUCGGCUCUGAUCACGUCCACCAUGUCGUCGGACCAGAUGGCCUGAACUUUAAUGAUCUCGAAACGGCGAUUCCAUUGAUGGCGGAGGAGAAGCCUUUGAAAUUCAACGGUAGCCUAUCCGGUGCUUCUGUGAAAGCGGAGGGAAGCAGGACCGUUGCGGUGCUCUACCUUGCAGUGCCAGUCUCCGCCCAAGACAGGGAGGAGCGGCUCGAGAGGAUUUUCUCGCCAGCCUUGACCAAGGCGCUCCUGACCCAUGCCUCUAACGAAGUUUACGGCCUCCUGGCUAACAUCAGCAUCCCUUCCGAGCAAUUCGACAUUCGAGCUUACUUUGGUGGAAAGAACAUGCCCGAGUACCCGGUAACAUACAAGAUCUUCAUCAAGGAUGCUGGAUCUGUGAGCGCGGUGCGGAAGGCGCAAAAAGCGUUUAUAGAGAGCGUAGGAGAAAAGGUCGACGACAGUAAUACGUUCAUUGCUUUUGGGGUGGAGGGAAUGGUUUUGGAUGUUGGGAAUGGCGUGAAGGUGAGUAGCCGAUGGAGAGUAAAGACUGGAAGAUGA